GUUGGUUAGGUGUUUGUCAGUGACUGGAGAUUUACUAUCAGUUUAGAAAAAGGGGGAGGAACUAAAGUUAGCUCACAAAUUCCCCACAGGUUUUUGUCUAUGCAGAAGUGCCGGGAGUUUCUCACCCUGAGUUCUGACCUGUAAAUCUGCAAGGAAAUCUUGAGAGUUUUUCUUUUUCUUUUCUUUCUUUCUUUCUUUUUUUUUAAAGGAGGCAGGGAGCUGUGGAUCCAUCCCAUCAUCGGAAUCCUAGCUGAGAAAGAACUUGUAAUGGAGGCUUCACCUCUUGAGUUACCAGCUGACACACUUCAACGCAUCGCAUCUGAACUUAGAUGUCACCUGACAGAUGAGAGGGUUGCCCUUCACCUUGAUAAGGAAGAUAAGCUGAGGCACUUCAGAGAGUAUUUUCAUAUCCCCAAAAUGCAGGAUCUACCUGCAGUUGAUUUAUCUUUAGUGAAUAAGGAUGAAAAUGCCAUCUAUUUCUUGGGCAAUUCUCUUGGCCUGCAACCAAAAAUGGUUAAAGCAUAUCUGGAAGAAGAACUAGAUAAGUGGGCCAAAAUGGGAGCCUAUGGUCAUGAGUUAGGGAAACGUCCUUGGAUUACAGGAGAUGAGACUAUUUUAGGCCUUAUGAAUGACAUUGUAGGAGCCAAUGAGAAAGAAAUAGCCCUAAUGAAUGGUUUGACUGUUAAUUUACAUCUUCUACUGCUAUCAUUUUUUAAGCCUACACCAAAACGGUAUAAGAUUCUUUUGGAAGCCAAAGCCUUCCCUUCAGAUCAUUAUGCUGUUGAGUCACAGCUUCAACUACAUGGACUUAACAUUGAGAAGAGUAUGAGGAUUGUAAAGCCAAGAGAGGGGGAAGAAACAUUGAGAACAGAGGAUAUCCUUGAAGUAAUUGAGAAGGAAGGAGACUCAAUUGCAGUGAUCCUGUUCAGUGCGGUACAUUUUUACACUGGACAGCUCUUUAAUAUACCUGCCAUCACAAAAGCUGGACAAGCAAAGGGUUGUUUUGUUGGCUUUGAUCUAGCACAUGCAGUUGGAAAUGUUGAACUCCGCUUACAUGACUGGGGGGUUGAUUUUGCCUGCUGGUGCUCCUACAAGUAUUUAAACUCAGGAGCGGGAGGUCUUGCUGGUGCCUUUGUCCAUGAAAAACAUGCUCAUACAAUUAAACCUGCCUUCCAGCAAAGUGUCUCAUUAACUACUUCUGAGGAAUUGAUGAAUGAAAUAUGGAAAAAGUCUAAUAAGCCUCAAAAAGAAAGGUUAGUGGGAUGGUUUGGCCAUGAACUCAGCACCAGAUUUAAGAUGGAUAACAAACUGCAAUUAAUCCCUGGGGUUAGUGGAUUUCGAAUUUCAAAUCCUCCCAUUUUGUUGGUCUGUUCCUUACAUGCUAGUUUAGAGAUCUUUAAGCAAGCGACUAUGAAAGCAUUGAGGAGAAAAUCUGUUUUGCUAACUGGUUAUCUGGAAUACAUGAUCAAGCAUUACUGUAACAAAGAUAAAGCAGAUACCAAGAGACCAUUUGUGAACAUAAUUACUCCAUCCUGCAUAGAGGAUCGUGGCUGCCAGCUAACACUAACCUUUUCUAUUCCAAUAAAAGAUGUAUUCCAAGAACUAGAAAAACGAGGAGUGGUUUGUGACAAGCGGGAUCCAGAUGGCAUCCGAGUGGCUCCAGUUCCUCUCUACAACUCUUUUCAUGAUGUUUAUAAGUUUAUCAAUCUACUUGCUUCUGCACUUGACUCUGCAGAAACCAAAAAUACCAGUGUUCUCUAGAACAACUUAAGUAGUACUAAGAGCUACUAUAUUUUAUUAUUGUUGUUCUAAUUUUAAUAAUUGGAAAUUUUUUCAAAACCAAUUGCACAUAACUGGCAAUGAAUCAUUUCGUUUACAGAAAGAUCUGAUAUAUUUUCUCUAGAUGUCUGGGGUUCUGAGGUAUCCACAUGUCUGAUCAAUUUCUCCAUGCGUGGUGGAUCAAAGUUUUCAUUGGUCCAAGUAUUAUGUAUACAGUCUUAGCUAGCUGUCACAUUUCAUGGUCAGUGAAUGUUUUAUGUUGAUUUAAUUUAUAAUUUGACUGACAACUUCAUAAUAUAUGUGCAAUUUUUUGUGUCAAUUUUAGAAAUGUCGCUUUAGUUUUAAUUUACCAAAGAGGUUCUUAUAGUCACUGUAAUUUUGCAGUCUGAUAUAUGUAUGAUUUUGCAGUAUUCCAUCCAACUCUAAUCUAAAGAACAGAAAAUACAUUUUCUAGGGUAGUAGCUUUCAAAUAUUUUGACCACAGUCCACACUAAGAAAUAUGUUUAAUAUCAGAUACCAGUAUUUAUAUGUGUUUGUCUUAUUUUAUUGGUUCUAAUAUACAAACUUUUAUCAUAUUUCAA
Messenger RNA from Leopardus geoffroyi (Geoffroy's cat), 2360 nucleotides. It is a transcript of the gene KYNU, whose product is annotated as kynureninase. Gene Ontology annotation, molecular function: pyridoxal phosphate binding; kynureninase activity. The record is from RefSeq and is a predicted model, not a curated record. Gene Ontology annotation, biological process: NAD+ biosynthetic process. NCBI's taxonomy places the organism in Eukaryota, Metazoa, Chordata, Mammalia, Carnivora, Felidae. Gene Ontology annotation, cellular component: cytoplasm. The transcript has 15 exons. The coding region runs from base 268 to 1761 and encodes 497 amino acids.